This is a messenger RNA of Ceutorhynchus assimilis (cabbage seed weevil), 1576 nucleotides long. Lineage: Eukaryota; Metazoa; Arthropoda; Insecta; Coleoptera; Curculionidae. The record is from the annotation of a GenBank genome assembly.
UGAAAGUGAAGUUGGUUGUUGUUGACUUGACUGUUUGCCGGAUUGUUUUGUUCCGUAAUUCCCCGCUCUAAAAAUUUUCCACAAUGCGUGAGAAUAUCGCGAAUCCGACUCCAAUGGAAAGUUUAUCGUUCAACGGCUUUCAAAAACCGCUCCACCAAGUUUCCAAGGAAGGAAAUCCAAUGGCAUCGAUCAGCAUAUCCUCCAAUGUUUAUUAUGGUUAUCAACCGAUAAGAAUCCAAAAUAAUGCCGAAAUCUCUGAAACUAUGGACACAGAGGAAUCGAAUAAAUUUUGUAUUCGUAUGGACACCCUUCCUCAUCCAGUUAACAGAAAACGAACUCGAGAACCUACAGAGGCAAGCCAGGAAUUGUGGAAAAAGAGGCGACAAAAUGAACCAGUUAAUGUACCAAAUACGGCUAAGUGCUUGCCCAUUCACCUUAGUCAAUUAGAUGAAGAUCUUCUUCGAGAAACCCAUGGGUGCAGUCAUUAUCAUUGGGAAUCUAGUAGAAAUAUGUAAUAUUUUCGUAUUUGAAGGUAAAUAUUCACUUGAGCAUUUCGAAGAUUUUGUGCUACUCACAAUGCCUUUUUAUUUACAUACAUUUUGCUACAAAUAAAGUACCUACCAAUUCUAAAAAAGUUCCUACCACAUUUUGACUGUAAGAUGUAUUCUCAGAAUCUCUUUUGAAAUUAUCCAGGUUUUAGUAGGAUCAUUUGAAGCAUCGAAAUGUAUUCGUUUUUUGUCACAUAGAAGUGUCUCUGCUUAUAGUUAGAUGGUUUGAACAUUCCCAAAAGUAGGUAAAACUUUUUUAUAUUAUUCACUUCCCCCAUUAUUUUUGUUCGAGUCAAUGUUCAAAUGAAUACUCACCUUAGAAUUAGUUUUUGAUAAAUAUGUAAAAAACCCUAUAUUUUUGGGUACUUUUCUCAUGUAUAUGUAAUUUAAAUUUGACACUAGAUUGUUAGAAAAAUUACUUAUUUUCAGUUCCUCUCUAGUACCUAUGUAUUUUUAUAUCGAUUUAGAAUUAGAAAUUACGUUCUAUGUAAAACUUGCUGACCUUUUCAUAACUUGUAUUAAGAAUCUGGUAAAUAUCCUAACCAAUAUCAAAUAUGAAUUUUAGAUGUGAGUUUUUUCAUGUCACGGAAAUAAAUACAUAAUGUUAUUCCAGUAGUAGCUUACUAUUAUGUAAACUGACAAAAAUUUGCUCAAAAGUGCCUUCUCAUUAAAUAGUUUUUUGAUUUUGAUUAAUUAAUUAACAUUACGACUUUUAUACUUAAUUAAAAUAAAACUACAUUUUCUUAAAUACUGUUCAGUUUUUAUUUUUAAACAUACACCUUUUUUAUUUUAGGUUAAUAGUGGAAUAUAAUGAGACUCAAUAAGCAGCUAAACAUUUUAAAAUAAUAAUUUAACAGAUAAUAUAAUUUAAAAAAAUAUAUACACAGCAUCUUGGCUUCUCACUCACCAUUUAUUAUAUAAUAAAUUAAUUGCAGUCAUUUAGAUAGAGCAAGCGAAAUAUAUUUAAUUUCAUUUGAAACAACCUUUCUCAGUAGGACUCGGAAUCGUGAUGAGGAUUUAAAUCUGAA